AUGACCACAAUUAGAUGCAUACUAGCCACUGCUGUAAAGAAAGGUUGGGGUCUAUACCAGCUAGAUGUGAAUAACGCUUUCCUACAUGGAGAUCUAAAUGAAGAAGUGUACAUGAAAUUCCCACCCGGGGUUGUACCUACUUCACCUACUCAUGCAUGCAAGUUAAAGAAAUCAAUUUAUAGGCUACGACAAGCAUCUCGUCAGUGGUAUGCUAAACUUACAACUGCUUUGAAUUUUAAGGGAUUCACUCACUCAUUCAACGACUAUUCCCUGUUUUUUAAAAGGUCAGCUUCUUCCAUUUCUAUAAUGGCUAUCUACGUGGAUGAUAUACUCUUGAUAGGAAAUGACAACACAGAACUACAUGCUUUGAAAGAAUUUCUCAAUCAAGAAUUCAAAAUAAAAGAUCUCGGGGACUUACAUUUUUUUCUAGGCAUGGAAGUUGCCCGAGAAACAGAUGGACUCCUCCUUUCUCAGCGCAAAUUCACUUUAGACCUUCUCCAAGAAUUUGACUCUCUCCAUUUGUCACAUGUUUCUUCUCCACUCGAUUCAUCUACUCGUUUGUCUACUCACACAGGGGAACCAGUGCAGGAUCCCACCUUGUAUCGUCAUCUUCUUGGCAAACUUAACUAUCUCACUCACACCCGACCAGACUUAUCCUUCACUGUCCAGCACCUCAGUCAGUACAUGCAGGACCCUCGACAACCACACCUAGAUGCAGCACUCCGUGUGCUUCGCUAUCUGCUCAAAGAUCCUAGGCUUGGGCUUUUUAUGUCUGCUUCCUCCUCCUUCAAGCUCCUAGCCUUUUGUGACUCUGAUUGGGCCACCUGCCCGGACUCGAGGAGGUCGGUCAGUGGGUUUUACAUUUCCCUUGGUACUUCUCUGAUCUCUUGGAAAUCCAAGAAGCAAACUUCCAUCUCGCUCAGUUCAGCCGAAGCAGAAUACAGAUCUAUGCGGCGAGUGGUUGCAGAGCUCACAUGGUUGGUUCAUCUUUUUGAGGAUUUGUCAAUUCCUAUUUCUCUUCCAGUCCCUCUUCACUUCGAUAUCCAAGAAGCAAUUCAUAUAGCAAAAAAUNUUGUAUUUCUUUUAUGUGCAACUUUCCUAGCUAAUAGGACAUUGCCACUUGGCAAUAUAGUAUGCUGGCCUAAAAUAUUCCUUCUGUAUAUAAAGUUGGGCUUGUACACUUAA
Nicotiana tabacum (common tobacco) is the source of this 1185-nucleotide messenger RNA. The record is from RefSeq and is a predicted model, not a curated record. Lineage: Eukaryota; Viridiplantae; Streptophyta; Magnoliopsida; Solanales; Solanaceae.